UAUUCUAAUAGGCAGAGGAGGAGAAAACCCCUUCUGUAACUCUGGAAUUUGUGCUCUUCUAGUCAGGAGCAGCAAGGUAAAAGCUGGAUGUGGCUUUUUCUGUAUUAUGCCUAUGGUCAAAACACUUGCUCGGGUUUCCCCAGCCUGCAGCAGGAUGGAGCCUCUUCAGCCUCCUCUUGUCGGUGGUACAACCUGCACUGAGUGGAUGGGUGGGAAGCAGACGGGUGCCCAGGCUCCUCCAAGGCAUGUGUGAAUCCUUCUGCUGUGGUAUAGUAAAGGCAAACUCUAAAGACAAAACAGUUCUUUCAGCAUGGACAGAUCUACAACUACAGUUGAUGAUCAUGUUGCUGGAUUAACUUGGCCUUGGCUAGACAAAGGAAUCAUUCAGCCAGGGGAGAAUGACCCAGUUACAGGCUUGAAACAGAGUUAAUUUGGUUUUUAGAUUAAAAGAAAAACCUGGAACCUUUUUAACUUCAGGGGAUCGAAGUAUUUGAUGAAUGGACCUUGCAAUUCGGAUCCUCCCUACCCAGGCAGGCGCUGACCCUGUCCCUUGCUGCUGGUUACUGACCUCUCUCGUUCCUCCUCUCUCUGCGAGGAGCCUCCCAAGUACACACCGUGUGUUGACUCAGCCACCGGCCUCCCCACCCCGAAACAACCUCGCCUGUCAGGAGCAGUCAGAGCUGUGUCCUCCUUCCCUCCCAGACCUGCAGCCUGCCACAACCUGGGAUUUGUUCGAUCAAUGCUGCUUUGCAGAAACCUGUAGGAAAACCUCAAGGGGGGGAAAAGGAAGGGAAGGGAAAGGCCCUUUCAAAUUUCCAGUUCUUUUUAUUACCGACUGAUUUCUGUCCACUUAAUAAUUUAAUUUUCUGGCUAUUCUAUCUCUUGUGCUGUGUAAAAUUGAAGCCACUAAGAACAUGCCACAGAUGCACAGUACCCCAAUAGAGCAUAACAGAGCAGGGCAGAGUCCUGCCUGGUUGUACUGGGCACCAUCUGAAACAAGGAACCUCAAUUCCAGUAUCAGGUGUUGAAGAAUAAUUUCGAUGGGGAGUUUGAGCGCAUUAGCUCCCUGAAGCUGGGAGCUGAAAUGGUUUCAGAGGUCUGUUUGAAGUGGUAUCACACCCUUCUCAGGCUGAAGGAGGCUUUUAAUGGCUCAGGUUACUGGUCACAUUUAGAAAACAUUUGGAAAACGCUUAUAAAAUCAGCAAACACACGCUGCUCUUUCUAGAGCGGCAGUUUUUCCUCCCCAGAUGCAGGAGCAGACGUGGGUUCAGCUUUGGGCACUUGCCCUCUUCCAGUAACAGACUGGGGUGACACUGGCAUGAGUGAGGCACUGGUUAAACUUGCAUCAGCUUCCCAUCAUAGUCACACUGCAAUCUUUUUUCCUGUCAUGGGUCAGUGUUGUUUGUCGUGUAACCUUCAGAACUUCCAGUUAGGGGUUAAAUGGUUUUUCUUCUUCAGGUUAGAUGCUUGAAACUACUUAAUUCUAUUCUAUAAAGGAGUUUUUAAUCCUUUAACUGCAGGCUCCUUUACUUAAAGACAUGUUACUGAAUACUGAAUUGUUCACUUCACUUGUGCAAUGAUUUGAAUCUCAACCUGAAAUGAUAAUCUGAAAUCCUAAAGCAUUUAAAAUACAUAUUUACCCAAAGCUUGUAUAACAGCAAUAAUAUAUAGAUAACAAUGCAUAAGUGAGUUUGUAUCUUAUUUUAGCCUACUAAUUCCAAGCAGUGUGUGCUUUAAGGCAAGUUGCUCCAGACUAGGUUGUAGCAAAGCCACCACUGAUUUCAGCAGAGCCAGAUUUUCACCUCGAAGGAAAUCUGAAGAACCCCAGUCCAGUGACUGCGCACUCAGUGGCCCUGAAUCUUUGAUGGAGUGUUGCCUAAUUAUCACUGUCAAAUGCUGGUUAAUGUUUUAUGAACUCACUCUUCUUUUUCCCUCCUGCAGCUGACUCAAGAUGACGACAGCCGCACCACUGGUCAAUAACACCCAGCUCUCAGUAAACGUGACCACAAAGUCUCAAGAACAAAGCCUCUAUCAAAGCUCUGGAGCCAUAGUUGCUGCCAUUGUAGUAGGAGUGAUUAUCAUUUUUACAGUGGUUCUGCUCAUACUGAAAACAUACAACAGACGCAUGAGAGUGAAACGGGAGCUGGAGCCCAAACCCACCAAAGCAGCAAUGUCACCUGCAUUAGGGCAGCCCAGCCACAGCCUGCCUCAGCAUCCCACAGUGACCUUCAUACCUGUGGAUAUCCACAUGCAGAACAGGUAACUGGGAACACUUGUCCUCCCCGUGAGCAGAGCGGUGGAAUUCUCAUUUGUGUGGAUCUGGGACUCCUCAGCAAAGUGAAUCUGCAUUUGGAGCUGUUACUCUGUCUACAGAUUGUAAUUAAUCCCACUUCCUGUCUUUGAGAGGAGAAAUAAAGGGUCUGGAUGUUUCCCCUGUGACUGAAA
Pezoporus occidentalis (night parrot) is the source of this 2445-nucleotide messenger RNA. RefSeq names its product non-compact myelin associated protein (gene NCMAP). The record is from RefSeq and is a predicted model, not a curated record. Gene Ontology annotation, cellular component: paranode region of axon; Schmidt-Lanterman incisure; plasma membrane. Gene Ontology annotation, biological process: peripheral nervous system myelin formation; regulation of myelination. Gene Ontology annotation, molecular function: structural constituent of myelin sheath. Bases 1952 to 2263 code for a protein of 103 amino acids. Lineage: Eukaryota; Metazoa; Chordata; Aves; Psittaciformes; Psittacidae. The transcript is spliced from 3 exons.